Messenger RNA from Conger conger (European conger), 1707 nucleotides. Its product is annotated as V-set and transmembrane domain-containing protein 2-like protein. NCBI's taxonomy places the organism in Eukaryota, Metazoa, Chordata, Actinopteri, Anguilliformes, Congridae. Bases 221 to 865 code for a protein of 214 amino acids. The transcript is spliced from 4 exons. The record is from RefSeq and is a predicted model, not a curated record.
AAGCCCUCAGAUGCGAGGAGGCUGACGCUCUGAAAGGCGGAGAUCGCUAAUAACGGGCGGCUGCAGCACACAUCAGCUAAGGCACUUCUUUACGCUGACCCGCGUCGGGGGUGAUUUUCUUUUAAAUCCGGGAAGAUCGGUUCGCGCUGGGUUUACAAGAUUUCGCCUAAUGUGACAACACUGGAAAACAAUAACGUUAUUGGAAUCUCAAACAAAAGCGAUGGGAGCCUUUGGAGUACUCAUAGGGAUUUUACAUUACACGGGACUCUACAUCCAACUUAGUACCUCUUCCAGACAAGGUGGACACACCGAGGUAGAGAACCACAUCUCCGGAAACGCGCUCUUCACCGAAGUUCCCCAUGACAUCACCACGCAGAGCGGACAGGAUGUGGAGAUGGCCUGCUCCUUCAGGGGAACUGGCUCAUCCUCGCACUCCCUGGAGAUCCAGUGGUGGUACCUCAGGAACGACAGAGACUGGACGGACAAGCAGGCCUGGAUGACCAAUCAGGUUGUUCCCCAGGAGGAUAUGGCAAAGGAUGCAACAAAAAUAAGUGUGGUGAAGGUGGCGGGGACCAACAUCUCUCACCGGCUGAGGCUGUCGAGCGUGAGGCCGGGGGACCAGGGCACGUACGAGUGCCGCGUCAUCGACUUCAGCGACCGCAAGACCCGCCUGCACCGUGUCCACGCCUUCCUGAGGGUGGAGCCAGAGCAGAGCCCCGCCCCCCAGGCCCCAGAGGCCGGCGCCCACGCCCAGGACCCCGCUGAGCACCCCUCCCCCACCCGCAGCCAGCACACAGGGGGAAGGAGCCUGAACAAGCGGUCUGCAGAACCCCCCAAUGACUGCACUCACAGCUGCGUGCUGUAGGUCACUUCCUGCUUAAGCCCCGCCCCUCCUCCCAGCAGCCUUAGGAGGUAGUGAUUGAGAGUCACAAGGGCCUCAAAAUGGGCGGAGCUAUCACAUUCCAUCAAUAUACAAGCCAAUCAGAGUUUUGCUAUGGAGAGCAGUGUUGUUUUUUUAUUGGUUUGUUGGUGAUUGAUGGCACGUGCUAAGUCCUCCCAUUCUGGGGCUCCAAAUGCUGCAAGAUAGCAGGGCCCUGUGGAUAUUGUACACAAAAAGAUACCAGGUUUGCAUGUGAAAUAUGUUUAUUCAAUUGCCAUUUGUAAUUGGAGAGGCAGGCCAAAGUGGUAUUCUUUUAUCCAGUUGUUUUGUUUUGGAACUUUCAGUUCUCUGUUCUCUGUGGAUUUGACAUUUUUGAUGGCUCCUCUAGCAGGAGAGAAUAGCUCUGUUCCCUGAUUAGCUCGCUAUCUUUUUGUUGCUCCAAAGUAGCCUUCCUAAUAUUUUGAUUUUGCCAAUGUCUCUUUGGCCAGUGUAAAGCUGGGCGGAAGCAAAAUAAUAAAAUAUUCUGUACAGUAAAAAAAAGGCUGUCCAAUAUCGGUGUGCUUUAAACUGCCACCUUUUUUAUUAGUCCUGGACUCAAAACAAUUGUAUGUGACGAAAAAGCAACUGUAAAUGACUGUUUUACGCUUUGGACAGAAACUUCUUUGAGCUUUGUGACCGGUUCUCUUGAGGAUGAGUUUCCGUUUGUAUAUUUUGCUUUGUUUUGUAAGAGAUCAAGGUUAAAAAGUUGUACAUUUUUAAACUUCUAGGAUGGUCUCACCAUAAGUGUACGCUUUUAUCACAUUAAACAAAUUCUACAUGAACAUAAA